This is a messenger RNA of Coffea eugenioides, 1155 nucleotides long. RefSeq names its product agamous-like MADS-box protein AGL80. Gene Ontology annotation, biological process: positive regulation of transcription by RNA polymerase II. The record is from RefSeq and is a predicted model, not a curated record. Bases 1 to 1155 code for a protein of 384 amino acids. Gene Ontology annotation, molecular function: protein dimerization activity; DNA-binding transcription factor activity, RNA polymerase II-specific; RNA polymerase II cis-regulatory region sequence-specific DNA binding. NCBI's taxonomy places the organism in Eukaryota, Viridiplantae, Streptophyta, Magnoliopsida, Gentianales, Rubiaceae. The transcript has a single exon.
AUGGGUCGUGCAAAGUUGAACAUGGAACUGAUUGGGAAAGAAAAAUCACGGCACAUAACUUUCAAGAAGAGAAAGGAGGGGUUGAUGAGGAAGAUUCAUGAGUUCGCUACUCUAUGCGACGUGGACGCAUGCAUGAUCAUCUACGGCCCUGGACAGGAGAGUCCUUCCAUGGAGUCCGGGAUUUGGCCGGAAAAUUCUGAUGAAAUCUCGCGCAUGAUCGACAUAUACCAAGGCAAGUCUAAGGACAGUGCAACGAGGGUCUUCGGUUUGCAGGAUUUUUUCCAGGAUAGGAACAAGAGAGUGGAAGACGAACUCGAUAAGGUGCGCAAAAAGGCCGUGGAAAUACAGUACCCCACUUGGAUUGAUCCUAUGAGCCAUCUUUCAGAGAUGGAACUGAGAAAAUUCGCUGCAACGGUGAGCGAUAAAAUUGAAGUUGUGGACUCCAGGAUGGAAGCAAUAUGCAAGGGAUAUGAUGAUGAUGAUCAUCUCCAUCAUCAUCAGCAUCUUCUUCUUCAUAACCACCAUAACCAUAGUCAUAUUCAAAACAGGUAUUUAAUGACGGAAGGAUCACAACAGCAGCCAACGAUUGAUUUCACAGCAGCAGCUACGUCCUACAACAACAAUAACAACGCAAGGUUGUCUGGAUUGAUCCAAAGAGGAGUUGAAUUGGAACAAGUCAGCAUUGGUCCUGCUCCGGUGAAUCCAGUAGAAAUGCACGUACCUAUGGCACAGGCACACUACCCUGCUCCGGCUACUAUUCACGAUCAAGAACACCAUCAGAUGCACUCAAUCAAUCAGAAUUCCAUGAUGAUGCUUCUCAUGAAUGAAAAUGAGCAUCAUCAUCACCAUCAUCAAGUGCAAUUAGGGGGCAGUGCAUCUAGUAUACAGUGCGCAUCAUUCAAGUAUUAUGGAUCGAGUUCCGGAGGCGGCGGCGGCGGCAUGGUGGCCGGCAGGGGUGGUGGGGUGCUUGAUAAUAUGGUAUAUAAUCAUCCCAGGCCGUUGGCUCGCUACUAUGGUCCAAGUGUGCAACCGAUGGUGGCACCAUACAUGCAAUAUCCCCAUUUGAUGCCUAAUGUUUCACCGUCUUUGAGGGAGAAUGACUACAAUGACAUGAUUCACUAUCGGGUGAUGGACCAGAGACCACCGAGGCACUAG